Dermatophagoides farinae (American house dust mite) is the source of this 7516-nucleotide messenger RNA. The record is from RefSeq and is a predicted model, not a curated record. NCBI's taxonomy places the organism in Eukaryota, Metazoa, Arthropoda, Arachnida, Sarcoptiformes, Pyroglyphidae.
CGAUUUUCAUCAGUGUUUCAAUUCUUAAGACAAUCAAAUCCAAAAGACAUUUCAUUCAUUCAUUCAUUGGAUUGGAUUCGACACGUUUAUGUUGGUUAUUGGCUAGAAAAAAAAUUAUUGAAUUAUUCUCCAUAAUAUAACUUGUUUGAAUUUGAUUGUUAUAUUCAAAUCAACGAGUUGAUUCGGAUUGAUUGUUGGUUGAUCAUCAUUAUGCAACGAUUCCAUCAAGAUGAUCACAAAAGUCCAUGUCGAUUGUUGUCGUUGGAUGAGAAUCAACAACAACAACAACAACGACAACGACAUCAAUCCACCAUAAUUGAUGAUAAAUCAUCACCAUCAUCAACAAAAUCUUGGAAUAGAAUUGGAAAAAAAUUUGUGCAAUUUUCUCUAUCAUUCUAUCGUUAUCAUCAAUCAUCAUAUCGUCCAUUUGAAUCAUCUAUCGUUAAAUUAAUCAUAUUCACCACCACCAUAUUAUUAUUAUUAUUAUCAUGUUCACCCAUUUCCGCAUCGAUGAAUUUUCGGUUUUUAAACCAUAAUAAAAAUAAUAUUCUUUCACAGAAUGAUACAAAAAUUUUAAAUAAUCAAAAACAUCAUGAUUUUAUUCCGAACAUUCAAAUUGCUAAUGAAAUUGUUGAAUAUAUUAAUCAUACCACAACAAAUGAAAAUCGAAGACAAUGGAAACGUCAGAUUUCACAACCAUUACAAUUAUCACCGGAAAUUGUUUUAGGUUUUGGUUCACCAUAUCAACAACAACUUGAUCAAGGACCAUGGGGUCCAUGGAGUGAUCUAAGUGAAUGUACAAGAACAUGUGGCAGUGGUGUUUAUUAUCAGACACGUGUUUGUUUAGAUCCAUUGAGAACCUGUAACGGACCAACGAAACGAUAUCUUAGUUGUAAUCUUCAGGAAUGUCCGGAAGACACCGAAGAUUUUCGUGCAAAUCAAUGUGCACGAUUCAAUCCGAUUCCAUUUGAUGGACGAUAUUAUAAUUGGUUACCACAUUAUAAAGCCGAUGGAAAUCCUUGUGAAUUGAAUUGUAAACCAGAAAAUGAACGUUUCUAUUAUCGUCAUUCGAAAAAAGUAAUCGAUGGUACACGUUGUUAUGAUGAUGACUCGAACAACAUCUGUUUGGAUGGUGUGUGCGUUGAAUUGGGUUGUGAUCGUGCCCUUGGAUCGAAUGUUAAAGAAGAUAAUUGUCGUGUAUGUGGUGGUGAUGGUUCUACAUGUCGUCCUGUAUCUGGAGUGUAUCAACAGAAUCAAGGUUUACGUACCGGUUAUAAUGAUAUGUUGUAUAUACCGGCCGGAUCAACUAACAUCACUAUACAGGAAGUUAUGCCCACCAAUAAUUAUUUGGCCAUUCGUAAUCAAAAAGGUCGAUCUUAUUUAAAUGGAAAAUGGCGUAUACAGCCACCGGCUACUUAUGAAAUCGCAGGUACAAAAUUUCAUUAUCAACGUCCACAUGGUACACGUCGAUAUGAUAAUUUUCCGGAAAAACUUCGUGCCCUUGGACCAACUAAAGAACCAUUAUUCAUUCAAUUAUUAUAUCAAGAACCGAAUCAUGGUGUUUCAUAUGAAUAUUCCGUUCCAUUGACAAAUGAAGAUCAAUAUGGUGGUGAAAUACCAGUUCCCGAUGUUAUUGCCAGUUCUUCUUCGAAUGGUAGUCGAAGAGGAGGUGGAUAUCCAAGAUAUGUUUGGAUUUUUGGCGAUUAUUCGGAAUGUUCAAAAUCCUGUGGUACAGGUGUUCAACGAAGAAAUGUUUAUUGUGCCUCAAUGAAUACACGAACCGGUCAGCAAGAACGUGCAGCCGAUUCGCUUUGUGAUUCAUCAAAACGACCACCGGAUAUACGUCCAUGUCAUAAUGAAAAAAAAUGUACAGCACAAUGGCAAUAUAAUGAUUGGAGUGAAUGUUCAUGUGUUCAUGGUGUACGUUAUCGUAAUGUUUAUUGUUCUUCUGGCGAUUCGGAUAUUUGUCCUGCUGCAAAAGGAUCUACUGAUAUUCUACCAGAUUUUCAUUGUGCCAUGAACAAUCAAACACGACCUGAAAGUGUACAGAAAUGUCAACCAGAUUUGAAUCAUUGUCCAGACUGGAUUACAGGUGAAUGGACAAAGUGUGAUAAACAUUGUGGUGUGGGUAAACAAACUCGUAAAGUUCGUUGUGGCCGUAAACCCCAAAUACCACCUGUUGAAUCUGUAGCUUUGGUUCCAGAAACUACAACCACCAUUUUAACGGCAAGUGAAUUAUUAGCCGAUACUAUAGGUCCUCAACUAGAUUCGGCGGCAACAACUUUGGCGCCACCGAAUGAAGCAUCCACGAUCAUGCAUGAUUCUGAAUCAUCUGAAGCUGUGGUAACAACUAUUGCAUCAACAGAUCCAACUACAACUACAGCUGAGAAUCAUAGUGAUCAAGAAUUGCAACCAGCAAAACGUGAAACAUCUGAAGAUUCUAAUGAUGACGAUGAUGAUUUAGAAUAUGUGGAAGAAUAUUUUUGCGAUUUAACCAAUAAACCACCGGAACACCAAUCCUGUUCAUUACAACCUUGUGAAGAUUUAGGUUCGGUAGAAUGGGUUACAUCAUCAUGGUCAUCAUGCGAUAUAGAUUGUGCAGCACAUGUACAAACUAGACAAGUUGCUUGCAUUUCUAGUGAUGGACAAGUAUUUCCCGAUGAAACAUGUAUUGAACUUCGUGGUGAACGACCAGCUGAUCGCCAAGAUUGCCCCGAUGGAUCUGUUUGUUCACAUUCAUUGUGGUUCACAUCUGAAUGGAGUAAAUGUACGGGUACUUAUAUCGGUGAUGGUAUGCAAACUCGUCAUGUAUUUUGUGGCCAUAUUGAUGAUAAAGGAAUGGUGGUCAAAGAUGAUGAAAAUAAAUGUCAAAUGGAAAUGAAACCAAUGAAAGCUACUGUUUGUGAAUUGGAACCAAACAACGACGAUGAUCAUUGUUCUAAAGGCCAAUGGUUUAGUGGUCCAUCCGGUCCAUGUAAUGUUCCUUGUGGUGGUGGAAAACGAAUUCGUAAACGUUUUUGUUUGAAAACCGUGAAAAAUGGUCAAUCAAUUGAAAUUAAUCCAAGUGAAAGUUGCAAUGAUGAUGAAUCAACAACGAAUUUAAUGUCCGAAUCUGAACAAUGUAAUAUUGAAACAUGUGAUCCUGAUCGAUUGGCAACGAUGGUCGAUUGUAAAGAUACAGAAUAUGGUUGCUGUCCAACCGAUGGUUCUACACCAGCUGAUGAAGAUUUACGUAAUUGCCCUAUGACUAUAAUCGAAUCUAUCGAACGUUGUUCGCAAUCUGAAUAUGGAUGCUGUCCUAUGGGAAAUGCUGAAAAUGAUGAAAUAGAAUUUGAAAAUGGAAAUAGAAAUUUAACUCUAGCUUUAGGACCAUAUGGACUUGGUUGUCCAAUUCAUUGUUCGAAUACACAAUUCGGUUGCUGUCCAGAUAUGAUAACAAUAGCAAAUUCAAGUGAUCAUUCAGAAUGUCCACGGUCAUUGGAAGAAACGACAACAAUGAUGAUGACUACGACAAUGGAACCGACAACAACAAUGAUGACAACUAUUAAUGCAGAAAUCGAACAGACAACAUUAUCAACCGAUACAAUUCCAAUCGCUGGUUUAUCAUUCGGUAAUUGUUCUGAUGGAGAUGAUCCAUCAAUGUGUGCGAUUUCCACAACAUCAGCUAAUCUAGUAACCGAUUGUUCACGAUCUAAAUUUGGUUGUUGUCCAGAUGGAUGGAAUGAAGCUCAAGGACCAAAUGGUGAAGGAUGUGAAGAAGGAAGUGGAGAUAUCAGUACAUUUUUGGCCAGUACAAUCAAUACAGUUAUGAAUAUAUUCAUUACUACCGAAGUUCCAGUUACAGAAGAAGAUAUUGAUUGUAGUCUCACAGAAUUUGGAUGCUGUCCGAAUGGAAAAAAGAAAGCUACUGGCAUACGAUACUAUGGAUGUACGUGUCAUGAUUAUCCAUUUGGAUGUUGUCAAGAUGGAUAUACUCCGGCUUCUGGUGAAAAUCAUGAAGGUUGUCUUUGCGAACGAAUGUUAUAUGGUUGCUGUGCCGAUGGCAAUACACCGGCUAAAGGUCCCGAUCGUCAAGGUUGCGAUUGUACAUCAUCACCAUAUGGAUGCUGUUCAGAUAUGUUUACAUUUGCACAAGGACCAAACUAUCAAGGCUGUCCAUGUGAUACUCUAACGUAUGGAUGUUGUCCAGGUAGCCAGAUUCCAGCACGUGGACCAGAUUUUGCUGGCUGUAGUUGUGCCGAUACACCAUUUGGUUGCUGUGCUGAUGGUAUUACCGUUGCAUAUGGUCGAAAAUUCGAAGGUUGUCCAAGUGGAUUGCCAUUGGAUAUGAAAUUGAAUUCUGAAGUCUGUAAACUACCUAAAGAAUCGGGACCAUGUUCGAAUUUUUCAGUUCAAUGGUUUUUCGAUAAUGAAAGUGGCCGUUGUAAUCGAUUCUGGUAUGGUGGCUGUCAAGGAAAUGGAAAUCGUUUUAGUUCACAGGAACAAUGUGAACGUUCAUGUGUCAAACCCGAAGGUUCUGAAAGAUGUUUGUUACCGAAAAUUCCUGGCCCAUGUAAUUCAUCAUCGGAAGCCUAUUAUUAUGAUGAGGAAACAAAACGUUGUGAACGAUUUUUGUAUGGAGGAUGUUUGGGCAAUACGAACCGUUUUGAAACAAUGGAACAAUGCGUACAGACUUGUAUCUAUCAGGAAACGGCGCUAGAUCAGUGUGAUCAACCACCACAACCUGGACCAUGUCGUGGUAGCUAUAAACGAUGGUAUUAUCGUCGUGAAGAAGGUCGAUGUCGUGAUUUUAGCUACGGUGGUUGUCAUGGUAAUCUAAAUAAUUUUCAAACUGAAGAUGAAUGUCAAAGUGCUUGUGCUUCACGUACAGCAUUCGAAAUCUGUAUGCUUGGUAAAGCUGAAGGUUCAUGUUUAGGAUUAUUUCCACGUUGGUUUUUCGAUUAUCGUACUGGUCAAUGUCAGGAAUUUACUUAUUCGGGUUGUGGUGGCAAUAAAAAUCGUUUCAUCGAUCGUAUUUCUUGUGAACAACUCUGCAAUCAAACUGUACCCGACUAUUUCUAUCCAACUACUCAUCAACGACAAUCUUAUGAUCAACAACCAUCGUAUCCAUAUUCCGAACGCGAUAAUGAAAUCGUUCCAGUUGUUCCACCAUCUUCAUACGAAAGUGUUUGUGCUUUACCAUAUGCACAAGGAAAUUGUCGAGAUGCAAUCAUACAGUGGUAUUUUGAUGUUAAUACACGUCGUUGUCAACGAUUCUAUUAUAGUGGCUGCGGUGGUAAUGAUAAUCGUUUCAAUGAUCAAAUACAAUGUGAACAAAAAUGUUUGGCAUAUGCAUCACAGAUUACACCGAUGAUGCAACAUGAUCCAUGUUUAGAACCAAAAGAUAUUGGUGAUAUUCAAUGCCAAGAUUAUCGUCAUCGUUGGCAUUAUGAUGUUGAAGAUCGACGUUGUCAUCGUUUCUAUUAUUAUGGUUGUGGCGGUAAUCGCAAUAAUUUCGAAACCGAAGAAGAAUGUACAGCCCGAUGUGUAAUACCAAGAGAACGUGGUAGCCAACAACAACAACAACAACAGGUGAUUAGAUAUGAUGGACAACGAUUACCACCAACACAUUCGGAUGCAGAAAUGCAUGGUAUAACAUCGAUUGAAGAAUUUCAUCCAGAAAAUUGUUUCAAACAAUUUGAUUCUGGUCCAUGUGAAAAGAAUCAUAUACAAUGGCAUUAUGAUAGUCGUGAUGGUGUUUGUAAAGAAUUCAUCUAUGGUGGCUGUGAAGGUAAUGAGAAUCGUUUCCAUUCUCAACAAGAAUGCCAGACAAAAUGUUGGAAUUCACAAGAUAUCUGUAAAUUAUCGCAGAUACGUGGUUCAUGUACUGGAAAUUUUACACAAUAUUAUUAUGAUCAUCAAAAUAAUGAAUGUUAUGAAUUUCAAUUUAGUGGUUGUUAUGGUAAUGCUAAUCGAUUUAAUUCGAAAGAAACCUGUGAACAACAAUGUAGAAAUGAACAUCCAAUACCCUCUGGUGUUUCACAGCAACAAAUAUCUCAAUCAACACCAGUUGAUCAACAUCGAUCACAACAACAACAACAACAACAGAUUCCUGAUGUAUCGACCAGUCCGAAUAAAACACAUUUGGAUCGAUGUCAUCAACCAAUGGUUAAAGGUCCAUGUCGUGCAUAUUUUCCACGAUAUUAUUAUUCUGCUGAAGAAAAUCGUUGUCAAAUGUUUAUCUAUGGUGGUUGUGAUGGCAAUGAAAAUCGUUUUGAUCGUGAAGAAGAUUGUGAAAAAGCCUGUAAGAGAACUCCUGAUAGCGUACGUGAAGAUGAAGAAGAACCACGUGAAGGUAUUGAUCAACCAGAAGUGAUAUGUUUCUUAAAAAUGGAACCAGGAUCAUGUCAUGAAACCAGAGCUAGAUGGUGGUAUGAUCCAAAUAGUCACACAUGUUUCCCAUUUGUUUAUAGUGGCUGUAGAGGUAAUAAGAAUCGAUUUGAAAAUUUUGAUAGCUGUAUUCGAUUCUGUUCGGGUGUAUCACAACGUCAACAACAGCAAUCACAAUAUCCUUCCCAUCAAUUUAUAUACACAUCUCCUGCAUCGCCAACUAUACCAGAACAACAACAAUCUUAUCCAUAUGUACCUCAUACGUCUAGACCAUUACCAUCAACUCAUGAACAAUCUGCUGUUCAUCCUGGCUGUGAACCAAUGGAAUGUCAGGAAGAUAAUUGUAUACUAGGAAUCGAUUAUUAUCACGAUCAACGUGGUUGUCCAGUCUGUCGUUGUGUUAAUCCAUGUAAUGAUAUUCGUUGUCCAGAAGAAAUGAGUUGUGCUGUUGAAUUAUUCCGUGAUGAAAUUACUGGUAAAAUUCGUGCAAAUGCUGAAUGUCGAUUACGAGUGAAACCGGGUGAAUGUCCACGAAACAUUCAUAUUGUACCGGAAUCUGAACGUGAACAAUCAAUCGAAUGUUAUGAUCAAUGUAGAUCAGAUGCUGAUUGUCGUGCAUCCGAUAAAUGUUGUAAUAAUGGCUGUGCCGAUAUUUGUGUUGCAAUCGAAGGUUAUUAUACAUAUCAAGAAUCAUCUAAAAUGCCACUAUCUUCCUCAUCAUCAUCGGAACAUCAAUAUAAUCAAUCUACUUAUUAUUAUUCACCAACGCAUGAUGUUUCACAACAACAACAACAAUCAAGCUAUUAUAAUUAUUCAGUUGUUAAUCAACAACAACAACAACAACAACAAACAAAUAGUGACCAUCAUAGACAACCACCAUAUGCUGAAGGAUCUACGUAUAAUGAACAUCGUCAAGAAUAUGGACAUGAUCAGAAUGGUAGCCGUGAUGGUGGAAUAGUCACUCAAAGUAAUGGCCAUCCUGAUCAAGUAGUACAUACAGGUGAACAACAUGUUUAUCAUACAACUAAUGGAAAUCAUAAUGAUGAUAAUGGUGGACAAAAUCAAUCAACACAACAACAACAGCCAAGUUAUCCUUAUGAUCAAAAUCAACUACAACCUGGCCAACAACAACAAAACAACCAAUAGA